Rangifer tarandus platyrhynchus (Svalbard reindeer) is the source of this 834-nucleotide messenger RNA. The record is from the annotation of a GenBank genome assembly. NCBI's taxonomy places the organism in Eukaryota, Metazoa, Chordata, Mammalia, Artiodactyla, Cervidae.
AUGCCAUCUUGCCGGAGGCUGUCACGUGCGGGCGACAGCAUCGCGCUUCACCUCGGACGCCAAAAACGACACCAGGACGCCACCAAGUUCCCUGGACUCCGUCCUCAACCCGAGGUGAGGCGCAGGGGCCCUUCUCUCGUGGGUCGGAGCAGGGACACGGUGGGCGCUGGGUCCCUGGGGCGCGUCUUCCCGUCGGGGCCAGUCCGCGUCAGGCUGCAACGCCGUCGGGGGCCGGAGGCGCAGCCGUUAGCUCUGCGCCACGGCCUCGAGGUGUCAGCUGUUAAGUUGUGGGCUGGGGGCACGAGGGGCCGGGGCGGCUGCCGGCGCGGGUCCCCGAGGACCCCAGUCCGCGGCCGCCUCGUCUCCCGUACUGACCCAGCAGGGCCGGAAGAUGAGCGAGCCUGCUCGGAGAGGCCCGGCAGCGGGGCGCCACGCGCGCCGCGCGAGGGGCGCGGGCUGCCGGGAGGAGCGCGGAAUGGGGCGGGGGGGGGGGGGCGCGGGCGCAUGCGCCCUGCGCCCGUGCCAUAUUGGAAUGAGUCGGAGCGCGGAGCGCCGCCGCCGCCGCCGCCUCCGCCGGAGCGCGGGUGGAGGGGGGCGGGGAGAGCUGCCGGCCGCCCCGCUCCGCGGAGCCCAGCAGGAAGGAGAGCGCGAGCGGGCGAGCGCGGGCGGCGCGAGCGGAAAAAGCUUCCGCGCGGGGGGACGAAAAGAAGAAAAGAAAGAAAGAAAACGAGCGCGAGAAGGGAAAAGCGAGCGAUUGAGCGAGCGCGCGCGCGAAAACUCCCGGCAGGUAAAAAAGCGGGGCCGCCGGCUGGGCCUUCCCGCGCGGCGGCCUGA